Messenger RNA from Rhinocladiella mackenziei CBS 650.93, 1923 nucleotides. RefSeq lists its product as uncharacterized. Gene Ontology annotation, molecular function: DNA binding; zinc ion binding; DNA-binding transcription factor activity, RNA polymerase II-specific. The transcript has a single exon. Bases 1 to 1923 code for a protein of 640 amino acids. The record is from RefSeq and is a predicted model, not a curated record. NCBI's taxonomy places the organism in Eukaryota, Fungi, Ascomycota, Eurotiomycetes, Chaetothyriales, Herpotrichiellaceae. Gene Ontology annotation, biological process: DNA-templated transcription; regulation of DNA-templated transcription.
AUGUCGACAGCUGUUUCAAACAACUCCACCACUAGCACCACCGCGCCUCCUAAAGGCCGAUCAAAGCCGCCAAGCUUACUUGCGUGUAUCCCGUGUCGGAAAAGCCAUCUCAAGUGCGACGGACAGAAGCCACUAUGCAGCAGAUGCGCAGAUAGAAACGGGGAAUGUUUUUGGAUUGAAUCCCGAAGAGGCUACAGAGAGUUCCGCAAGCCCCAGUCUACCACCACCGAUGAGAAACGUGAGAGGCCAUCGAAAAAUGAUGCCAUUUUCAACGAAUCGCAAUCCCCCCGGGGUCACACUGGAGACCAGAGUCUCGACGAGGCUGACCCGUCUAAAAUCCGCGCCCUCACAUACGAGGAACUCUUUCCAACCUUCGUAAGUGUGCCGCUCGUUGAAGACAGCCAGCCAGCACAGAGCCAGAAGGAAAUGCAUAGUCCUAGCAAUCGCAGUGAUUCCACCAUGUCGAUCGCUCGAGAACUCGAUUCGGCCGUGGUGAGCAAGACGGACAUCGAGUCUACCGACUUGAUAGAACUCUUUUAUAGGCAUUUCUACCAUGCCCACCCAUUUGUUGUACCUCGAAAGAUGUACCUUCAAAAUCCCGCUUCCUUACCGACCCAUCUACGAGUCGUUAUCCGGUAUCUCGCGAGCCAUUAUCUUCCCCAGGCCAACCACGCCGCUCUCGAGAAGGCCGCCAAUGUCAUCUUCUCAGACGAGGUGCCUGACGAUGGCUACAAAGUACAAGGACAGCUGCUUUUCGCCAUGGUCCGCUACGCCCGGUUCGAUCAAGAAGAGGGGGCUAUAGCCCUUGACAAAGCCAUCGAACUCGCAAUCCGAAUUGGCCUGAAUCGAAACAGCUAUGCCCUUCAGUAUGGUCAAGGCGAUGCCACUCUGCAAGAAUCAUGGCGACGGACCUGGUGGACGUUGAUGAUUGUAGAAGGCCUGGUAACUGUCAUCGGCGGACAGUCACAGCCAUACAGACUCUACUCGACGUUUACCGACGUUGCUCUUCCCGGCCACGAUGAGGACUACGACGAACUGCGUGCUUCACCCUUUCCUCGCAGCGUGGCAGACCUCCGCAACCGGACGUUUUCCGAAGAUACCUUCAACUACUCGUCCUUCGCAUACGGCGUUGAAGCAGCGUACAUUCUCGGUUCCGUCCUGGCCUUGGGUCCGGACACGUUCGCCGUGACAGAUCCACAAGUCGAAGCCAUCGACACAAGCAUUUCCAAUUUUCUGCUUUCCCUCCCUCUUGACAAGCGCGAGAUAAUGCGUCAUGACGGAACCGUGGAUGAAUGUCUGCUCGUUGCACACCUGGUUAUCAACUGGGCGGCCAUCGGUCUGCACCGACCACGAUCCACAUUGACAUUCAUUAGAAACCACUAUCGCACAACGUGUACGAGGGCGGAAGCCGCAGGGCUCCCCGCUCUCACCUACGCAUCACACACCGCCAAGGCGCUCAGGGCAGCGAACGCCAUCACCGAUUUGGCUUCCGUCCGACGACACGUCGCAAACUGCACACCCGUGUUGAUGUGCGGGAUCACGACGGCGGCAACGGUGCAUCUGCCUGCAUAUGCGAUUGUUGACCGCCCGGACCAAGCAACAGCAAUAAAAGAACGAUUACAACUAGGCAUUUCGGCCCUGGCGUCUUUUGGUGAGAUAUGGCCUCGCGCAAGUAUCGCCAAAGGACAAGUUGCCAAGUUUGCACGCGAAGUCCUCAUGAAACCCAAUGUAUGCGUCGACAGUACGGGUCCGGGUAUGAUGCCGAAAAUCUCGACCGAGCCAAUGCCCCAAUUGGAGUACGAGGUACCUUUCAACAAUGAUGUAUGGAUGGAGAACCUGAUCCAGGCCGAGCAGGAUGUCGAUGAGCCAACGGUGUGCGGUGCCUUUGGCGACUUUGUCGUGCCCCAGGUGCCGGGUGCCUGA